AUGGCCGACGUCAAGGCCCCCUACAUCCCUCAAUAUGCCUCGUACAACUGGACCGGUGCUCCCUCCGACUAUGCCAACCUGGCCACCAACGAACUCGGCGGUGACUCCCGCGUCGAAAACCUAAACAAAUGGUAUCAAUCCGGUGAUCAGGCCUACAUCAUCAUCUCCGCCGCCAUGGUCAUGUGUAUGGUCCCCGGCCUCGGUUUCCUCUACUCCGGUCUCGCCCGUCGAAAGUCCGCCCUCAGCAUGAUCUGGGCCUGUAUGGCCUCCCUCUCCGUCGUCACCUUCCAGUGGUACUUCUGGGGCUACUCCCUCGCCUUCUCCCCCUCCGCCACCAACGGCUACAUCGGCGAUCUGCAGCACUUUGGUCUCAUGAAGACUUUGGGCGCUCCCAGUCCGGGUUCCGCCCUGGUUCCCACCUUGCUCUACGCUUUUUAUCAGAUGCAAUUCUGCGCCGUCACCGCUGCCCUCGUCAUGGGCUCCGUCGCCGAACGCGGCCGUCUCCUCCCCGCCAUGGUCUUCAUCUUCGUCUGGGCCACCAUCGUCUACUGUCCCAUGGCCUGUUGGGUGUGGAACGUCAACGGCUGGGCCUACAACUACGGGGUGCUGGAUUACGCCGGCGGUGGCCCCGUUGAGAUCUGCUCCGGUAUGACCGCCCUGGCCUAUUCGAUGGUCUUGGGUCGUCGCCAGGAACGCAUGAUGCUCAACUUCCGCCCCCACAACGUCUCCCUCAUCGUGCUGGGUACCGUCUUCCUCUGGUUCGGCUGGCUCGGGUUCAACGGCGGCUCCGCCUUUGGCGCCAACCUGCGCGCUGCCAUGGCCUGCUGGAACACCAACCUGACCGCCGCCUUCGCCGCCAUGGCCUGGGUGAUUCUCGACUGGCGUCUGGCUCGCAAGUGGUCCAUGGUCGGCUGGUGUUCCGGCACCAUCUCGGGGUUGGUUGCUGCCACCCCGGCUUCGGGUUUCAUCACUCCGUGGGCGAGUGUUAUCCUGGGUGUUGUUACUGGCAUUGUUUGUAACUAUGCCACCAAGGUGAAAUUCUGGAUCCGCAUCGAUGAUUCCAUGGAUGUGUUCGCCGAACACGGCGUCGCCGGCAUCGUCGGUCUGAUCUUCAACGCCCUCUUCGCCGACGACGCCAUCGUCGGUCUGGACGGCGUCAACACCGGGUCCGGCACCGGAGGCUGGGUGAUCCACAACUACAAGCAACUGUACAUCCAGAUCGCCUUCAUCGUGGCCUCGUGCGCCUACGCCUUUGUCGUCUCCGCCAUCAUCGCCUACGCCAUCAACGCCAUUCCUGGGUUGAAGCUGCGCGCGUCCGAGGAGGCUGAAUUGCUGGGCAUGGACGACGACCAGCUGGGCGAGUUCGCCUACGAUUACGUCGAGGUCCGUCGUGACUACCUGGCCUGGACGCCGCAGAAGCAGGAGCAGCUCGAGGACGGCCACCACAUCCCGGCUGCCGCCCGCUACGGCAUCGGCGAGCACAGCUCGAUGAUGCUCGACGGACACCCGCCGGUCGGCUUCCACAGCCGGGCGUGCAGCUCCGGUGAUUCCCAGAUCCAGGAGGUGAAGAUCAUGCCGCCUCAACCGCAGCCUCCUGUCCAGCCUGUUCAGCCGCCGCCUGUCCAGCCUGCUAUGCCGGAGAAGACGGAGUGA
Molecule: messenger RNA, 1653 nt
Organism: Aspergillus campestris IBT 28561
Lineage: Eukaryota; Fungi; Ascomycota; Eurotiomycetes; Eurotiales; Aspergillaceae
Product: ammonium transporter
Exons: 4
Coding region: 1-1653 (550 amino acids)
Biological process (GO): ammonium transmembrane transport
Cellular component (GO): plasma membrane
Molecular function (GO): ammonium channel activity
Source: RefSeq, a predicted model, not a curated record